Messenger RNA from Echinostoma caproni, 225 nucleotides. The record is from the annotation of a GenBank genome assembly. NCBI's taxonomy places the organism in Eukaryota, Metazoa, Platyhelminthes, Trematoda, Plagiorchiida, Echinostomatidae.
AAGAAAACUUCAGAAUUGAAUCCUCCAUCGGAUUCGGCAUAUAGUCUAGAUGAAAAAGAGGACAUUGAUAUCAUUGGCUCUCCGUCGUCCCCCGGAACACUUAAACUGGAGGCUCUUGAUGAUGAUCUGUUGUCAACUGCACAACCGGCUACCGAUACACCUGUUGGUGCUGGAGACGAGCCCAAACAGCCCGGACAAGAACGCCGUCCGCGUAAGAAAAAAUAG